This is a messenger RNA of Lagopus leucura (white-tailed ptarmigan), 4361 nucleotides long. RefSeq names its product cytoplasmic polyadenylation element binding protein 3 (gene CPEB3). The record is from RefSeq and is a predicted model, not a curated record. Gene Ontology annotation, molecular function: ribosome binding; translation factor activity, RNA binding; mRNA regulatory element binding translation repressor activity. Gene Ontology annotation, cellular component: synapse; cytoplasm; nucleus. Bases 136 to 2151 code for a protein of 671 amino acids. The transcript is spliced from 10 exons. Lineage: Eukaryota; Metazoa; Chordata; Aves; Galliformes; Phasianidae. Gene Ontology annotation, biological process: negative regulation of cytoplasmic translation.
CAUUGCAGGGUGAGAGCUCUGAGUUCCGGUGUAAGAGAAAAGAGACGUGGCGAAAUUGCUGUAUAUCUCUGCCCUAUAAGCACAUCUCUCAUUUAGACUGAAGGGAAACAAGGCAUCAAAAAGGCUGUGCAAACCAUGCAGGAUGAUUUACUGAUGGACAAAAGCAAAGCCCAGCCCCAGCAGCAGCGGCAGCAGCAGCAGCAAGAUCCAAACUCAGCAGAAGCCCCCUCUACGCCCAUCUCGUCAGAGACGCCCAAGCCAGAAGACAGCAGCUCAGUGACUAGUAUCGGCACAUCGGCUCCUUCCCAAAAUAGCAAGGAGAAGAUGCAGAUGGAGUCUCCCAUUUUGCCUGGCUUGAGCUUUCACCAGCCUCAACAAGAACCUGCAGCCGGCACCUCCUUGUCUCCCUCCUUCGGCAGCACCUGGUCGACGGGGACCACAAACACGGUGGAUGAUAGCUUUUUCCAGGGGAUUACUCCGGUCAAUGGAACAAUGCUUUUCCAGAAUUUUCCACACCAUGUCAACCCUGUAUUUGGUGGCACUUUCUCUCCUCAAAUUGGCCUAGCUCAGACUCAACACCAUCAACAUCAGCAGCAGCAGCAGCAAGCUCAGCAGCAGCAGCAGCAGCGGAGGUCUCCUGUGAGCCCUAAUCAGGUGCCUUUUGCCCAGAGAAAUGCUGCUUACAGCCAUCAGCCCAUCAUGACCAGCAAACCGUCUUCCUCUUCUGCAUCCUCUUCUUCUUCCUCCAGCUGGAAUAACCAUCAAAAUGCAGCUUGGAGUACACCUUCCAACCCUUGGGGUGGGCUGCAGGCUGGUAGGGACCCUCGAAGGGCAGUUGGAGUGGGGGUUGGCGUGGGAGUGGGGGUCGGUGUACCCUCCCCCCUCAAUCCCAUUUCACCCCUUAAAAAACCAUUCUCCAGCAAUGUCAUUGCCCCUCCGAAGUUCCCACGGGCUGCACCCUUAACCCCCAAAUCCUGGAUGGAAGACAACGCGUUCAGGACAGACAAUGGCAACAAUCUGUUGCCUUUUCAGGACCGGAAUAGGCCCUAUGACACUUUUAACUUGCACUCUUUGGAAAAUUCCUUAAUGGAUAUGAUAAGGACUGAUCAUGAGCCUCUGAAAGGUAAACACUACCCUCCCAGUGGCCCACCAAUGAGUUUCGCUGAUAUAAUGUGGAGGAAUCAUUUUACAGGGCGUAUGGGAAUAAACUUCCAUCAUCCAGGAACGGAUAAUAUUAUGGCCCUUAACAGUCGGUCUUCACUCUUUCCUUUUGAAGAUGGCUUCCUAGACGACAGCCACGGUGAUCAGUCUUUAUCAUCGGGUCUCAGCUCUCCAACACGCUGUCAGAAUGGUGAAAGAGUGGAACGCUAUUCUAGAAAGGUGUUUGUUGGAGGUCUUCCUCCUGACAUUGAUGAAGAUGAGAUCACUGCCAGCUUUCGUAGAUUUGGACCUCUUGUGGUGGACUGGCCUCACAAAGCUGAAAGCAAGUCAUAUUUUCCACCUAAAGGUUAUGCCUUCCUGCUGUUCCAGGAAGAAAGCUCUGUACAAGCUCUGAUAGAUGCCUGUCUGGAAGAAGAUGGGAAACUUUACCUGUGUGUAUCAAGUCCCACCAUCAAGGAUAAACCAGUGCAAAUUCGCCCUUGGAACCUAAGUGACAGUGACUUUGUGAUGGAUGGGUCUCAGCCUUUGGACCCAAGAAAGACUAUUUUUGUUGGAGGAGUUCCACGGCCCCUCCGAGCUGUUGAAUUGGCAAUGAUUAUGGACCGUUUAUACGGAGGUGUCUGCUAUGCUGGCAUUGAUACAGACCCAGAGUUGAAAUACCCAAAAGGUGCUGGCAGAGUGGCUUUCUCUAAUCAGCAGAGCUACAUUGCUGCUAUCAGUGCUCGCUUUGUCCAGCUCCAACACAAUGACAUUGAUAAACGGGUGGAAGUGAAGCCAUAUGUGCUGGAUGAUCAGAUGUGUGAUGAAUGCCAAGGCACUCGGUGUGGUGGAAAAUUUGCUCCGUUCUUUUGUGCCAAUGUUACCUGUUUGCAGUAUUACUGUGAAUACUGCUGGGCAAGCAUACACUCUCGUGCUGGGCGAGAAUUCCACAAACCACUGGUAAAGGAGGGAGGUGACCGACCCCGCCACGUGCCGUUCCGCUGGAGCUGAACCCCAGGCCUCCCCCAGCAACAAGUACUGGAGUAGAUAAAAUCGAGGGAAAAAGAGAGCGCUGCCUCAGGGCUUAGUGUUCUGGAAAUUUGUGCAUUCGUCCUCGACUUUAAUGAAGAUAUGGGUCUUUUUAUUACUAUUAUUAUUAUUUACAGUCACAUUACUGAACUCAGUGUCCAGUAUGAUACAAACCGGCAGAGUGUAACUGUACUGAUUUUGCACUUUGAUUCACACAAACAUCUGCUUGGUACCUUAAUUUCCUACACAAGACUUGUCACUAGUGACAUUAUGUAGACUGCCAUUCUCAUCAGCCUUCACUGGGUUGAUGUGUAUGUGAUGAAGAUUUUUUUAUUAUAAUUAUAGUUAUUUUUAUUUUUAAACUGGAGCAUGCACUUAUUUUCAGAAAUUUAGACUUGCCCCUAGCAGAUGACUUACCAAAGGUAAUAUUCACAAGUAGGUGGCAGAUGUAGCAAAAACUUAUCAGAUAUUCAGCAAUUGUUAGUUUGGGUCAUUUAGCGUAGUAAUAACCCUUAAAGAAAAUAAGCCUUUAGUUGCUCUCCAUUUUUGACUUGUAAGGAUGAUACCUCAUAAGCUGGAUCAGACUUUUUUUUUUCUUUUGUUUUGCUAAGGGUUUUUCUUUUUUUUUUUUUUCUUUUCUUUUUUUUUUUUUUUUGUUAGGUCUUUUAGUGUUAUGUAAAUGUAUGCUGCAAUAGCUUUUGCUGCUAUUAAAAUGGUAUUACUAAUACCAGAAUACUCUAUUCAGGCUAGGGUAUCAAUUAAAAAAUGAAUAUGUGAUUAAAAUAGUGAUGGCUGCUGAAAGGAGAUCAGUAUAGCAUACAGAAAAGCUUCCAAGGAAGGUCAAUAUUUUUUGACUGCAUGUUUACUUAAUCAGGUUGCUGCAUGCAAUAAAUUUUAUAUAUGUCUAAUAUAAAACCUGCCCACAAUGCACAAAUUACGAGUCUACUUAGGUGACAAAAUAUUGAGUAACAAAGAAAAAAAAACUGAUUACUGACUGGAGGAAGGCAUGCCUCAGUAAAUGUAAUGCUUCUGAAAUUAGGAUCAGCCCAUUACAGAAUGACCUAUACUACAACAGAUAUAAAAACUAGCUGUAGGAUAUUCAUAAAACAAAUUUGUGGAUGGUAGAUGAAGUACUUUGCGGUGCUCUGUUAUAUAUCGUGCAAUUUAUUUUAUAUAGUAAGGUGAUUAUGUCUAGUACUGUGAUCAAACUUAACUGUUAAAGCCUCUGUAUCCGACAUUAACACACUCUUGACAGUUCAUAACAGGUACAUAAACAGAAAUGAGCUCUUACUUACAAUCUCUCUCCUAACGCUUGCACCAGUUACGUAGUUGCAGACUUUGUCCAGAGAACCAAAGAGCUCAUACUAGCAUACAUACACUACCAACUAGAUAGUCUGUCAACCUAAUGAACUAGGCACAUUUAAGAAAGUUAGAAAAAGAAGUGGUGCUAAAGAAAUGUCUGCAUAUAAAAGUAACAUGAGAUGUCUGCUCUGUGGAUGUGGCGUUAUCUCUCUAAUCCCUGGAUGUAUCCUGUGAAGCUUGAACACAAUUAAGACCUGCUAACACAGUGGACAUUUUUUUAGCAUGAACUAUGGGGCUGCAGAUAGCAUAUAAAUAUAAACACACUUGGUAUACUAACGAUUGUGAGAAUGUGUACACUAUUUUUUUUCUUUUUUUUUUUUCCUUUGUUUUUGCAGUUCUGGGGACAAUCUGACUGGAUAUGACACCGCAUAGUAGAUGUAAAUGUUCUAGGUUUUGUUUGUCGUGAUGUCCUCGUUUGUGUCUAAUUUAGUAAGCUGUUUUUCCCAGUGUUUAGUUGCGAGUAUUGGCUUUGAAAGGAACUUUUCUGUUUUUGAAGAAAAAAAAAGAAAAAAUAGUUUUUUACUGGUUUAAAAUGCUAAUUAUAAUUAUCCCUUUUGAGGUUACUUCUGGGCAUUUUUGUGAUAUUGCUUUUCCCAGCCCAGGUGUCUUUUCUGUUUUUUCAUCUGUACAAGACAUUUUGUUAUGCACUACUUUUUGUAUCUAGACAGUUUUCAACAGUCGGCUGAUGAUUUUUUUUAAAGAAAAAGGCAUGCUUUCUGACUGACAUGAUCUUUUGCAAUACCUCAAUUUUGAAAUAUAGGAAAGAAAAUGAUAUUUUCUAAGUAAGUUUAUUCAGAAAAAUAUAUAUUAAUUUAAUUCUGCAAGAAAAA